AGGAAAAUUUUAAGCCUAAUUAAAACCCAACCUUUUCAAUAAAAUAUGGCUCUCAAAAAAUGGGCAACAUGCAGAAAAUAUUUCCUCAAUUGUAUCAAACCCAAGAACACAAUCUUGGGGCCUAAAGUUCGUGCUUCUUCUUUGAAGCAAAUUUCUAGCCAGAGGCUAUUACUCUCAGAUGUAAGCGAUCCGGGCUCUCCAUUCUCCCUCAGUGAUCUAUCAAUCUCCCUUGCAGACCUUCAUGUCUUCACUCGCAAGGAGCUAAUAUUGAUAACAAAAAACUUCUCCAAGUGUAAUUAUCUUGGCGAAGGAGGGUUUGGACCUGUCUAUAAGGGAUUCAUUGAGGAUAAUCUCAGGCCGACCUUGAAGGCUCAACCUGUGGCUGUUAAGGUCUUGGAUUUGGAUGGAACUCAAGGGCAUAUGGAGUGGCUGGCUGAAGUUGUCUUCCUUGGGCAAUUAAAACACCCCAAUCUGGUGAACUUGAUCGGAUACAGCUACGAGGGCCAGGAUAGGCUUUUAGUUUAUGAGUACAUGCCUGAAGGGAACUUGGAGCAUCAUCUCUUUCGAAGGCAUGGUGCGGCAUUGCCUUGGCUAACUAGGCUAAAAAUUAUACUUGGAGCUGCGAAAGGCCUGUGUUUCCUCCAUGAAGAAGCGACACCAGUCAUAUACAGGGAUUUUAAGACUUCCAACAUCUUGCUUGACCUGGAUUACAAUGCUAAGCUUUCAGAUUUUGGAUUGGCCACGGAUGGACCAGAUGAAGAAAAGUCACAUGUUACUACAUGUGUGAUGGGGACAGAAGGCUACGCAGCGCCUGAGUACAUAAAAACUGGUCACUUGACAACUAUGAGUGAUGUCUUCAGCUUCGGAGUAGUACUUCUGGAGCUGCUGACUGGACGGCGGUCGGUGGACAACAGGCGUCACGGGAGGGAAAAGAAUCUUGCAGAGUGGGCACGGCCUCUUUUGAAGGACCACCGCAAACUUGAAGGCAUAAUGGACCGGAGACUUGAGGGGCAGUACUCAAUAGAGGGGGCUCGGAAGCUGGCUGCGUUGGCUUACCGGUGCCUGAGCAGCAACCCCAAGUCCAGACCCACCAUGAGCUCGGUGAUCAAGACCUUGGAGCCUGUGCUGGAGUUGAAGGACAUCCCGGUCGGACCUUUUGUGUACAUUGCCCCGGUUCAGGGUGAAAAUGAAUGUGACAAUGUUAAAAAGAAUAUAAAGGAAUUAGAUUUAGAUGAGGUGAGAGCCGAGGAGAAAAUUGAAGAAAAGGAAGAGAAGAUAAAGAAGGUCCGGCAACGGCACCAGAAAGUUCGUCGUAACAGACAUCGGAGAAAGGCAAUAGGACGGGCUAUCCAUUCCGACACUGAAUUAUAUAGAACUCUUAAAUCCAGUUUGUAUUCUUAAAAGCAAUAGAAACAAUCUUACUGU
This is a messenger RNA of Rubroshorea leprosula, 1425 nucleotides long. The record is from the annotation of a GenBank genome assembly. Lineage: Eukaryota; Viridiplantae; Streptophyta; Magnoliopsida; Malvales; Dipterocarpaceae.